UCAAUUGCCGCCUGAAACGAACGAUCGAACACCUCAAACAUAAAUCUCAAAAUCGCGCUGGGCAACCAGCCGGUGGUGGGCGAGCCGCCGCACGACGCCGGUCCGAAGGAAGCGCCUCCGAAACGCAAACGAGAUCGUCGAAAUCGGCGAAACCGUUCAAAACGAAAGCGAGAGUCGCGCACUUACAACAUCGCGGCUUUUUGUUGCUUCGCUCACGUUUUGCAUCGCGGUUGCUACUGCUGCGUCGUGUAGCGUGUCGCUCGAUCGCGUUUCAUCGAUAAACAACGAAAAACAAAUGCGUACCGCGUAACAAACAAAAAACAAAACGAAGCUCAAAAAAAAAGCUAUGACCAUCAGCCUGCUACAUUACUCAGAUAACUAUAUCAGUGCCGAAUUUUAAUUUGUUUGUGCAAAUUGCUAAUUAUAGAUAAAUAGAUAAUUAUCAAUAAUCGUGCCCAGAUGUGCGUGUUUUGAUUGAAGUUCUAAAUUAAAUUAAUAAUUUUCCACACGAGAAGUGCAACGUUGACAUUUUAGCAGUGCUCAAAAUAUGGAUUUAUUAAUUUAAACUACCUACACUAAACUAAACUGACAGUACUUUUACUAUUCUGCUUUGAACUUUAAAGUUUUGGAAAUUUCCUGGGUUUUCGUGCAAAGACCCUUAUGGAUAAUGCCACAACAACGACAUCAACGACACAAACCAUUCAUGAUCGUAAAGUAACCUUCGACGCGCCUCCUACAAUAUGUUUAAACACCGCCCUGACACGCCCACUGGGGCAUAUGGGCCCGCCUCGCGCCCAAUUGCGUAAACUCAGUUUCCCCGCAGCAUUGCACGCCAACCUCCUCGGUAUCGCCCCCUACGCAAAGCCCAAUGAGGAAAAUUUGCACGCCAAGCGGCGGUUUAGCAAUGUAAGCGAUGCAGUCUCUCGUAAAUUGUCGACGAUUGGCUGGCGAAUGCCAAGCGUCCCGCCCGAAGAAGUCAUCGCGCAGGGGCGUGUCCUCUGCGGGCAGUACAUCCGAAACAGGCUAAAACGCUCCGGAAUUUUCAGUAAAAAAUUAGGACUAUACAGAUUACGCAGCAUGGUUGGGACAUCAAGCGCGUUGAUUGUGCGAGAUGUAUUUCCAGGAUUAAUCGCUGCAGGAACCGAAUUGGAGCGACAAUAUCCCAAGGUUUAUAAUAAUGUUGCACGGCAAGCGAGUCACACACCUGGCGGGGUUUUAAUCUCGGAGAAAGCUGCUGCUGCGCUCUUGGCGUCGAUUGGACAUGAUUUGUUUAAGACGGAAAUUACUUGGGGUAAAGUCGUAUCAAUAUUCGCAGUCGCAGGUGCAUUAGGGGUGGAUUGCGUAUGCCAAGGGCAUCCGGAGUACUUGCAUGGGCUGAUGGAAGGAAUGGUUGAAGUAUUGGAAGAUGACUUAGGGGAUUGGAUAGCUACCAAUGGUGGAUGGAGUGGAUUUGCGCAGCAUUGUAAAUCUGAAGACGACGAAGUCACCGUGAUUGAAUACGUGUCCAUCCUUAUUAUAGGAAUAUCAGUAUUGCUAAUAUGUUAUUUUAUUAUUAGACUAUUUAUUAAACUUGGUAUGUUUUGAAA
This is a messenger RNA of Dalotia coriaria, 1586 nucleotides long. RefSeq names its product bcl-2-related ovarian killer protein homolog A-like. Gene Ontology annotation, biological process: regulation of apoptotic process; extrinsic apoptotic signaling pathway in absence of ligand; intrinsic apoptotic signaling pathway in response to DNA damage. The transcript is spliced from 3 exons. Bases 661 to 1584 code for a protein of 307 amino acids. Lineage: Eukaryota; Metazoa; Arthropoda; Insecta; Coleoptera; Staphylinidae. Gene Ontology annotation, molecular function: protein heterodimerization activity; protein homodimerization activity. Gene Ontology annotation, cellular component: mitochondrial outer membrane. The record is from RefSeq and is a predicted model, not a curated record.